CGUACUCAUCAAAACAAAACCUGAGACCGACCCCCAAAAAACAAGAAAAAAAUUUCAUUUCUUCCUCGAAUUUUUCGUCUCUCAAAAUGUCCAAUAUUCCCGGAGCUGCGCAAUUAUUCGACGAAUUAGACAAAAAACUGAUGGUCUACCUCCGCGACGGCCGCACCCUCAUAGGAUACCUGCGCUCAGUCGACCAGUUCGCCAACCUCGUUCUCCACCGGACCAUCGAGAGGAUUCACGUCGGGGAUCGUUUCGGCGACAUCGAGCGCGGGGUCUUCGUUAUCCGGGGCGAGAACGUGGUUCUGCUCGGGGAGAUCGACGAAGCCCGCGAGCAGGCCUCGUCGCUCACGACCCUGACCAAAGUGAGCAUUGAGGAGAUCCUGGAGGCCCAGCGGGUGGAGCAGGAGCGCAAGCAAGAGCAGGAGAUGCUGCGGGCGCGGUUCAUGAAAGAGAGGGGACUGCAGUACAUGGCGGAGAUCGGGCCGGAUGAUAUGUAUUGAGGGGAAGGGGAGAGGGAGAGGGAGAGGGAUGGGGAGAGGGAGGUUUUUUUGACGUGACGUUUUUGAUUUUUUGAUUUUCGUUCUUGUUCUU
Messenger RNA from Penaeus monodon (black tiger shrimp), 591 nucleotides. It is a transcript of the gene LSm1, whose product is annotated as U6 snRNA-associated Sm-like protein LSm1. Gene Ontology annotation, molecular function: RNA cap binding. The record is from RefSeq and is a predicted model, not a curated record. Gene Ontology annotation, cellular component: P-body; Lsm1-7-Pat1 complex. NCBI's taxonomy places the organism in Eukaryota, Metazoa, Arthropoda, Malacostraca, Decapoda, Penaeidae. Gene Ontology annotation, biological process: deadenylation-dependent decapping of nuclear-transcribed mRNA.